UUGAUAUUGACCAGUUUCAGUGAACUAAGUGAAUAUUAUCAUCAUUUUAAUACAAAAUGAUUAUUCAUACAAUACAAUGCAAUAGAGAUUGUUCAUUUUCAAGUAUAGCUUCCCAAAUGUAUUCAACAGGUUUCAAGUUCUUGUUUUACAACGUUUUCUUCUUUUGUUUAUGCUCUGACAGCUGUCAGCGAUUCAUCAAUAAUCAAAAGCACCCAACCAAUUAAACCGCAGCACUCAACCAGGUUUAUAGUGAGAUAUUGAGUUGUAGUCAGCGUGUUUCUGUUUGUGCUUCAGAAAUGUCUAACGCAGAAGUGAUUGCAUCCCGGCUUUUGUCGUUUAACCAGAUGUAUAAUUACGAAAAGCGUCUUCAGACUUUUUCCGAGUGGCCUUUUCGAGAAGAUUGCCAGUGCACACCAGAGCUGAUGGCCAAGGCAGGUUUUGUGCACUGUCCCAGUGAGAAUGAGCCAGACGUGGCCUGCUGUUUCUACUGCCUCAGAGAGCUGGAGGGCUGGGAGCCAGAAGACAACCCCUGGUCCGAGCAUGCCAAACGCUCCCCCAAUUGUGGCUUUCUCCAUAUGAAAAAGACGUUUGACAAUCUCACGGCCAUUGAGUAUUUUCAGCUGGAACAGGAGCGACUUCGCAUCUAUAUUAGGAAGAUGGGUCACAGGAAGAUAGCCUACUUUCGUGAUGAGGUGGAGGCCACAAGCAAAAAUCUUAGAGCUCUAAUUUGAUAUGCAUUGAUGCUAAACUAUUUUAAUGACAUGCUUUAUUUGAACUUUUUAUAUUUCGCCAAUAAAUUAAAUCCUUUUUAUGGUUCA
Megalobrama amblycephala (Wuchang bream) is the source of this 818-nucleotide messenger RNA. RefSeq names its product baculoviral IAP repeat containing 5b (gene birc5b). The transcript has 4 exons. NCBI's taxonomy places the organism in Eukaryota, Metazoa, Chordata, Actinopteri, Cypriniformes, Xenocyprididae. The record is from RefSeq and is a predicted model, not a curated record. The coding region runs from base 297 to 731 and encodes 144 amino acids.